Molecule: messenger RNA, 3184 nt
Organism: Drosophila teissieri
Lineage: Eukaryota; Metazoa; Arthropoda; Insecta; Diptera; Drosophilidae
Product: myb-like protein X
Exons: 1
Coding region: 132-3002 (956 amino acids)
Source: RefSeq, a predicted model, not a curated record
AUUUAAUCUCUGAGUCCUAGCUAAAGCUCUCAACUCUCAGGAAGUCCUAAGGUUUGGCGUAAAAAAAUAUAUAUAACGACAAAAUUUUAGUAGUAAAUGAAAAUUAAGAGUGGUCCAAUCCGAUCCCGGAAAUGCACAGGAAGGCGUUGCAGGGGCACCGCUCCGCUGGCCGGGAAAACGAUCCACCACAGUUCAGAAGGCGUGGCUGUCAGGACUACCGCUCCCAACGGGCGGAGACGUAUCCUUCGAUCCCAAAAGGAAAACCACAUUGCGACCCCAACAAGAACGAGGCAACCACACGGUUGGCCAGCAACCUCGCGGCCGAUGGCAGUGGGCGACCCUUCGACAUGGUCAAAGACGACGUGCUGCUCGCUUGGCAGCAGAGUCCUCACAAGGACACGUUGGGCUUCUAUGGCGUAGGGUCGCCCACCCACCAGCCCGAGUCGGUGGUGUUCAACCAGGUGGUUGCCGCCUGCUUGGUCAAGGUCAACGGUGGCGGCACUCAGCGGAGGAUCUCCAAGCAGGCUAAGAAGUCCUCCCCAAGGGACAUGCUGGCGGAAAAGAACCAUAUCCCUCAGACUUGCAAUCCCUUUAUUUUGAACCGCCAGGCAUUGCAGUCGGAUCUACAGCAGAUUCCCCACGUUCAGCGGCAGCUGGAUCCCCGAAAAGCAUGCGAGGUGUUAUACUGCACUGAUUCUCCUCAGGUUACUCGCGAUUCCACUAGAGUGGCACGCCAUCUGUACACGGGCAUUUCAAGAGAUCAAGUUUUCGACAUGGAGCCUGCGAGAAGAAAGGAUCCACGUGGUCUGCGUCGACGCCACUGGUACUGCCCGCCGGAUUGCAUAGAGUCGCGCCAUGGGUGCACUCAGCACGAGUGGGCCAAGAACAAGUUGGAUCCUCAUCCCCUUAACAAAGAGUUCCGGAAUUGUCCGCAAGAAAAAGAGGAGCACAAGGGUCCGGAACCUAUAAACUACGACCAGCUGUACAGUAGAAUCCUUAACUGCUUUGAGCAAAAACACUGUCCAGAUCCGCUUUGCGAGCCCUAUGAGAAAUGCUGCAAGCCAAAAAGGUCCCAUGGAAAGGAUAACCAAGGAGGAGGUGACAGUCAAAUACCCAGAGGUGAUCUAGGUGAUCCAACAGGGAAAAAAAAGAGCGAAAGAGGACAGGAAGGUAAAGAUAAAGUAACUGGAGUGCGAGACGAAGGAACCGUAGAUAAAGGGGAUAAAGAAGAUAAAGAAGAUGGCAAGGAUAAAAAUCGAGUCGAUGACAGACAUAAACCAAAAGUUACAAAUAAGGAAAGCGAUAAUGAUGGUAAUAGGAACAAGGAUAAAGAAAAAUAUAUAAACAAUGAUACAGAAGACGGUAUAAAUACAGAAAAAAAAAGAGACAAGGAAAUAGUUAAUGAAAAUGCGAAAGAGAGGGAUAAAAAAAAGGAUCAAGAAAUAGAAAUAGGGAAGGAAAGGGGAAGAGCAAAAGAAAAGGAAAAAUCUCAGGACAAGGAAAAGGUGAAGAAGAACAAAAAAGAAAAAUAUAAAAAAAGGGAAAAGAAAAGAGGAACAGAAAAUGAAAAGGAAUGGGAAUGGGAAAGGGAAAAAGAAAAAGAAAAUGAAAAAGGAAGAAAAAACAAAAGAGAAAAAGAAAAAGAAAAGGAGAACGAAAGGAAACGGAAAAGGGAAAUGGAAAUGAAAAAAGAAAGAGAAAUUAAAAGAGAACAAGAUAAGGAAAAGGGAAAGGAAAAUGAAGAGAAGAACAAAAGAGAAAAGGAAAAAGAAAAAGAAAGGAAACGGGAAAGGGAACAGAGAGAACACGAGAAAGAAAAAGACAAAGAAAUAGAAAAGGAAAAACAACGUGAUAAAGAAAUGAUAAAGGAAAUAGAUAGAGAAAUAGAAAAUAAAAAACGAAGAGAAAAAGAAACAGGAAAGGAAAAAGAAAGAGAGAAGGAAAAUGAUAUGAAAAAAGAACAUAAAAAGGAAAUAGAAAAGGAACAAAAAGGUAAGGAACAAGAAAAAGAAACUGAAAAAGAAAUAGAAAAGGGGAAGGAAAAGGAAAAGGAAAGGAAAAGGGAACAAGAAAACCAGAAAGAGAAAGGAAAAGAAGUUUACAAAGAACAAGUAAUUGAAAAGCAAAAAGAAAGAGAAAUUGGAAUAAACAAAGACAAAGAAAAAGAAGUAGGUAAAUUUCCAGAGAAAGGCAACGAAAAAAACAAAGACGAGGACAUAGGAUAUGAAAAAGAUGACCCUGAUAAGUAUAAAAAUCAAAACAAACAAAAGGACAACAUUAAAAUAAGCAAAGACAUUAACACCGAAGUAGAUAAAGUCUUAGAAAACAAGGAAGAGAAUAAUAAACCGAAACGUAAUAAGCCAGAAGAGUCCCCGCGAUUCUCCGAAACGGAAAGACGUAAAACGCAACCGGAAAUCCCUUCGGAGGGGGAGCGUGAAAGACCUAGCAAAAGAGGAACUACGGUGGAAGAAUACGAGUUUCCAGCUUUAGAACUCGGCAAGAACGAGCCAGUUGCUCCGACUUGUAAGCUGAAGGUUCCGCCUAAGAGAAAAAAAAAAAAGAUAUGGGAAAAGAACGUUUGCAAGGAUACGCCCGAGAAAACCUGCCCACCUUGUCCACCGGCAGGUUGCCAGUGCGAGAUCUGUAACUUCAUGGAUCGCCCGUAUAACGAACAGGAGGCUCCCUUCAUGCGCGAAAUGAGGCGGGCGGAGCAGAGGCGCCAGCUACGUGCCUACUACCGCCAGAUGUGCCAUCAGGAAUUGAUCCGGGAUCGACGUAGGACGGAGUACCGGGCGCCCAAACACCAAUGCGAUCCGAUCUGCUGCUCCAACUUCUUGUGCCAAAAUUCCCGACUCGCCGAGCACUGCGAUUGCCUAGGAGCCGUGCAGGAGCUACAGAAUCUUCUCGCCAAGGACAACGAGGAUCACAGCAGGUUGCUCCUGCGCGUCGAGAAUCUUCGGAAACGAGUCUGCGAGCGAAUGUGCGAUUGCAUUCUGGCGUGAACUGGAUCGGAGGGUAUUCGAGUUAUUGAAUGUAAAUUCUUUGUUUUUGAGAAAGUACCUGUGUAUGCGUGUAAUAUGUGUAAUAUCUGAGUAUUGGUUUUAGAUUAAACAAGACAUGUAAAUUAAAUAUAAAUAUACUUCCUUAGCAUAUGAAAAUUCAAAUAUAAUUUAAUAUAGAUAUA